AUGGACUGGAUCACCAACAUCUCAUGGCUUGAUCACCUCGCUGGGAAGGAGGAACCGCUCGGAUGGCAUUUAAACAGCACUGAGGACUAUCUCGCCUUCUUAUGUGGCCCCAAACGAAGUCACCUCUUUGUGCCCAUGAGUUUAAUAUAUGCCUUGAUUUUUGUGGUCGGGGUGGUGGGAAACCUGUUAGUGUGCCUGGUGAUCAUAAAGCACAGGAACAUGAAAACCCCCACCAACUACUACCUCUUCAGCCUCGCCAUUUCGGACCUGCUGGUGCUGGUUUUCGGGAUGCCGCUGGAGGUGUACGAGAUGUGGAGCAAUUACCCCUUCCUCUUCGGGCCCGUCGGCUGCUAUUUCAAGAUAGCGCUCUUCGAGACGGUCUGCUUUGCCUCCAUCCUGAGCGUCACCACGGUCAGCAUGGAGAGAUAUGUCGCCAUCCUCCAUCCUUUCCGGGCCAAGCUGGAGAGCACCAGGAAGCGUGCGCUGAGGAUCAUCAUUGUCCUCUGGGUCCUCUCCGUCCUCUUCUCUCUCCCCAACACCAGCACUCACGGCAUCUUGCUCCAGCGCUUCCCCAACGGGACGCUGGUCCCCGGCUCUGCCACCUGCACCGUGGUCAUGCCUAUGUGGAUCUACAACUGUAUCAUCCAAGUCACUUCCUUCCUCUUCUAUGUGCUGCCUGUGGUUAUCAUUAGUGUCCUCUACUAUCUGAUGGGGCUGAAAUUGAGAGGAGACAAAUCUUUGGAAGCAGAGGAAAUGACUGUGAACAUUCAGAGACCCUCCAGAAAAUCAGUCACUAAGAUGUUAUUUGUUCUGGUGAUGGUAUUUGCCGUCUGCUGGGCCCCGUUUCACAUCGAUCGACUCUUCUUCAGCUUCGUUGUGGACUGGACGGAGCCACUGGCCAAUGUCUUCAACCUUAUCCACGUGCUGUCAGGUGUUUUCUUCUAUCUGAGCUCUGCCGUGAACCCCAUCAUUUACAACCUCCUUUCUCGUCGCUUCAGAUUGGCGUUCCUCAACGUGAUCACCCCUCGGUGCAAGCUCUGGGCCAGCAAGCAGCCUGCCAGCGGGAUCCCAGCCCACCAGAGCCUUUGCCUGGUAGGAGACUGCAAUCUGAUGGAUUCUGCAGAGAAUGCAAGUCCUCCAUCCACGCACAGGAUGUCCGUCUGCAGCUCUCGGCUUUCUACUGGCCUGUGA
Messenger RNA from Alligator sinensis (Chinese alligator), 1191 nucleotides. RefSeq names its product neuromedin U receptor 2 (gene NMUR2). The record is from RefSeq and is a predicted model, not a curated record. Gene Ontology annotation, cellular component: plasma membrane. Gene Ontology annotation, biological process: G protein-coupled receptor signaling pathway. The transcript has 4 exons. NCBI's taxonomy places the organism in Eukaryota, Metazoa, Chordata, Crocodylia, Alligatoridae. Gene Ontology annotation, molecular function: neuromedin U receptor activity. The coding region runs from base 1 to 1191 and encodes 396 amino acids.